Molecule: messenger RNA, 1013 nt
Organism: Physcomitrium patens
Lineage: Eukaryota; Viridiplantae; Streptophyta; Bryopsida; Funariales; Funariaceae
Source: RefSeq, a predicted model, not a curated record
GCGCGCAUCAGCAGCCUGCUCUUCUUCGGAUUCAUCGCCGUCGUCGUUGUGAUCGUUGUUGUAUCCGUCGGGUGAUCUAUCCUUUUUGUUUUUGCUGCACAAGGCCAGUCACUGCGUAUCCCUGUGUUGCACUCAGCCAUGGCCGCCAUGGCUUUCGUCCCCUGCGUUGCUCGUCCUUUGCCGUCGUCGCUCGCCCUUGCAAAGUUCAUCUCUGGCCUCUCCCGCUCUCGUUCUUACACCUUCCAGGCCACCACUACUACAUGCUCUGUGGGUUCUCAGCCAGGCGGCAACUUACCAGGAUUUAAUUCUAGCUGUGGAAACGAUAAAACAAUUGGCAAAUUGGAAUCGUUGUUUUACACGGAUUCAGGCAUUCCAGAGGAGAAGAUUGAAAGGCCAACAGGGCUGCCAAAAGGUUUACGGGCCAUAGGGAACAACCCUAGAUGUCCGGUGUGUGAAGCCAAAGGAGCUGUGGAAUGUGCUACAUGUGCUGGAUCGGGGCUGUAUGUGGAUGCGAUAUUGGAGAGCCAGGGCAUAAUCGUCAAAGUUCGUUGCCUAGGAUGCGGCGGGGCUGGAAACCAUAUGUGCCUCCGGUGCGGAGGCAGAGGUCAUAUUUGAAACGAUAUCCACCAUAUUGUUUUUUUGUAGAAGUGCAAUUCUCAGCUUCCGAUUAGGAUAUUGUAACGCUGUAUCAUUUCCCAUGUACCUCUGUAUAUUAGUUGGGAGGUGUCUCAUUUUUUUCCCCAAACAGGUCUUGUCUGUAGCAUCCAUAACCAAUUUUUUUCUCCCAAAAGCUAUGCAUGGGCUCAGUUGCAGUUGUAGAACGUCAUUUUGGGCCUUAGAAUGGUUUUAUGACAUGCUCGUACAAUUCGCAAGGAUAUAGAUAUAUUUGAGAUGUAGACUUUGAACACCCCAACUAUGCAUCACGAAAUUGCUGAAUCUUUAACUGUGACUGUGAUGGUAUCUGUCAACUUUCGACCAACAUUGAGAUUCAACAACGUUAUCUUUGACCCCAA